Vigna umbellata (rice bean) is the source of this 726-nucleotide messenger RNA. NCBI's taxonomy places the organism in Eukaryota, Viridiplantae, Streptophyta, Magnoliopsida, Fabales, Fabaceae. The record is from RefSeq and is a predicted model, not a curated record.
AUGGAGAGAUUGAGUUGCACAGGUUCAUCGAUCAGAAGGCGUUCAACGAGCAUAUCAAGUCAUACAAGCCACCAUACAGAUAAUGAUGACGAAUCUGAGAGGGUUUCAGAGGCUGGAGACAUUGGGGAUAGAGCUCUUCCAAGCACCAGACUCAGUGAGAGUGGUAGUAUCCGCUCCUCUUUUGACAUCAGGCCAGAAGAAAAUGAAGUUGUUGUUUCAACUGAAGAUGAGGAAAUAUUGCACCCAAAUUCCACUCUUUCAACAGGUGCCGUAGUGGACUCUGAAGCCAUAAAUCAUGAAACUCGUAGAGGUUUGCCGAAGUUGCUGGACUAUGCUUCAUGUAUGUUUCAUUUAGCUGUUUUUGGAAUUCUUGGGGUCUUGACAAGAUAUUUACUGCAAAAAUUGUUUGGCCCUGGGGUUGGCAAUGUGACAAGCAACAAAACUCUUCUUUACCUUGACCUUCCUUCUAAUAUGAUAGGUUCAUUUCUUAUGGGAUGGUUUGGUAUUGUAUUCAAAGGAGACAUAUCUCAAGUGUCAGAGCAUCUAGCUAUAGCAAUAACAACUGGUUACUUAGGGAGUCUUACGACCUUCAGUGGUUGGAAUCAAAAAAUGCUUGAACUCAGUGUUUCUGGUCACUGGCUUUUCGCUUCGCUUGGAUUUGUAGUAGGUAAAUAAUUGUGAUGAACAAGAGUACUUUACAAGAGAAAUUAUUGCAAGGCUUACAUA